UCAUACUCCUUUUGUUUGUUUCCAAUAAUAAACAUUGACCUACUUUCCUUACCUUGCCUUAUAAGCACUAUUUCUCUCUUUCUCAAUCUUUCUUUCUUCUCUUCCUCUUCUGUCUUUGCAGCCAAGCUCAAUACAUGUCCAGAGACAGUCUUUAUAGCAGGGAGAUCAUAAGAUUGAAUGAGAUUAUAGGAGAGAAGAUCAUCGGGAGAGAAAGUGACAUUCAUUUCACAUCUGCAGCUGAUCAAAUGGUAAUGAUGAGUCGACAGAACGACCAAAUGAGUCAACUUCCAGGGAUGACGACUUUGAACACAAUCACACCUUGUGCUGCAUGUAAGCUCUUGAGAAGAAAAUGUGCUGAAGAAUGCCCUUUCUCUCCCUAUUUCUCCCCACAUGAACCCCACAAAUUUUCAGCUGUCCACAAAGUCUUUGGUGCAAGCAAUGUCUCCAAGUUGCUAAUGGAGGUGUCAGAGAACCAAAGAGCUGAUGCUGCAAAUAGUCUGGUUUAUGAAGCAAACCUGAGAUUGAGAGACCCGGUGUACGGAUGCGUGGGUGUAAUUUCAACCUUGCAGCAAAAAAUUCAAUCUUUACAAACAGAACUUCAUGCUGUUAGGACCGAAAUGUUAAGCUACAAGUAUAAAGAAGCACCUAGUCAGAUCGUUUCUUCUAGAGAUCAUAUUCAUCCUCAUCAUGCUGCUGCUGCUUUAGUUUCUUCUGGGAUGGUGUCUAUUGCUGCACCACCGCAAUCAAUUUUGACAUCACCACCGGCUGCUCCUCCAUCUUCCGUUAUCUUUUCUUCGUCUUCUUCAACUUCAACUUCUUCUUUAUAUACACCCUCGACAAACACAACGGGUUAUAGUUCCUUGUCAAGCGACAAUCUCCCGUAUUUUGAUUAAAAUGCAUGAUAGCCUCAUUAGCCUAGC
Messenger RNA from Rosa rugosa (rugosa rose), 920 nucleotides. Its product is annotated as LOB domain-containing protein 15. Lineage: Eukaryota; Viridiplantae; Streptophyta; Magnoliopsida; Rosales; Rosaceae. The transcript is spliced from 3 exons. The coding region runs from base 135 to 893 and encodes 252 amino acids. The record is from RefSeq and is a predicted model, not a curated record.